AUUAUUUUGUUAUGAAAUAAUUUAAGUUAAGCAAGCAAGUAGUAUUUGGAAAAAAAUUAUUUAGGUGAAGCUAUGAUUUUUGGUGCCUAGGGGAACAAAUACAUCUUGUCCUCACAGAACAGCUGUUUUGCGUAAAAUUGCGGUUCAGUUCAACAACAAUAAAAACACUGGGUAUCACAAUCAUGCUGAAGAACGCCGGCAGCUUACUAUUCCGAAACUUAUCCGCAAAAUGCGGUUCACAUACCCCAUCAGUGAGGGGGAAUCAAUUUGAUACCCAUGGUUGUCGAACAAACGGGACGAGGAGAGCGCGCUUACGACAUAUUCUCACGUCUUCUCAAAGAGCGAAUCAUCUGCCUGAUGGGCAACAUUACUGAUGACAUCAGUUCAACGGUGGUUGCCCAGCUGCUAUUCUUGCAGUCGGAGAACGUGAACAAACCCAUCCAUUUGUACAUAAACUCUCCUGGUGGCGUGGUGACCGCAGGCUUGGCCAUCUAUGAUACGAUGCAGUAUGUAAAGCCGCCUAUUGCGACAUGGUGUGUGGGUCAAGCAUGUUCCAUGGGAUCGCUCUUGCUGGCAGCUGGCGCACCUGGAAUGCGUUACUCUUUGCCAAAUGCGCGCAUCAUGAUACAUCAGCCGUCAGGAGGUGCUCAAGGUCAAGCAACUGACAUACUUAUUCAUGCGGAGGAAAUCAUCAAAAUAAAACGCCAACUUACAACCAUAUAUGUGAAACACGCAAAGAACUCAUAUGAUGAGAUGUGCUCUCGUAUGGAACGAGACCACUUUAUGACCCCAGAAGAGGCAAAGACCCUAGGCAUAAUUGAUCAUGUGCUUGAGCACCCCCCAGAGACAGUUUCGGACAGCGGUCCAACCUCCGAUGGCAAUCUGCCAACAGGCAAAUUGGUCAAGUCUGACGAUGAGGCCGAAAAGGAAAAGCGCAGAUCAAAACAGUCGAGUUAGGCUCGCAGCAGCAUUUUAUAUAACAGAUUCUUGGAUUUCAAAUUGUAAAACGUAAUUAAUAGGAAAAAUAAAUUCAGAUAAUCGAAA
This is a messenger RNA of Drosophila nasuta, 1044 nucleotides long. RefSeq names its product Caseinolytic protease proteolytic subunit (gene ClpP). Gene Ontology annotation, biological process: protein quality control for misfolded or incompletely synthesized proteins. The transcript has 3 exons. Gene Ontology annotation, cellular component: endopeptidase Clp complex. Gene Ontology annotation, molecular function: serine-type endopeptidase activity; ATP-dependent peptidase activity; ATPase binding. The coding region runs from base 277 to 957 and encodes 226 amino acids. Lineage: Eukaryota; Metazoa; Arthropoda; Insecta; Diptera; Drosophilidae. The record is from RefSeq and is a predicted model, not a curated record.